UGGCGCAUGCGCACCUCCUUUCCUCUGGUUUCCAAACGCGGUUGCCGCUGUUCGGGUCCUUCUUGUUCCUCCCGGCCAUCGUCAUGGUGAAAUUAAGCAAAGAAGCAAAGCUGCGGCUGCAGCAGCUCUUCACAGGCGGCCAAUUUGCCAUCCGUUGGGGCUUUAUUCCUCUGGUGAUUUACCUGGGAUUUAAGAGAGGUGCAGAUCCUGGGAUGCCAGAACCAACUGUUUUGAGCUUACUUUGGGGAUAGAGGACUAUUUGGUCAUCUGGACCGGAAGCAAUCAGUGGACAGGAACACAUGGAAAGUGCUCUGGCUGGGAUAAGAAAUGCAACAGCGUUCAGAUGGUCACCACGUGGAUGCUGCAGGGCUCUUCACAGAUGCAUCUGGGGCAGAGUAGAACCUCUGCUGACUUAUUUAUGUAGAAUGUAUCAAAAUAAAUAUUUUCUCAACAGUGUUA
Messenger RNA from Tupaia belangeri chinensis (Chinese tree shrew), 459 nucleotides. RefSeq names its product translocase of outer mitochondrial membrane 7 (gene TOMM7). Lineage: Eukaryota; Metazoa; Chordata; Mammalia; Scandentia; Tupaiidae. Gene Ontology annotation, biological process: protein import into mitochondrial matrix. The coding region runs from base 84 to 251 and encodes 55 amino acids. The transcript is spliced from 3 exons. Gene Ontology annotation, cellular component: mitochondrial outer membrane translocase complex. The record is from RefSeq and is a predicted model, not a curated record.